Molecule: messenger RNA, 2308 nt
Organism: Drosophila subobscura
Lineage: Eukaryota; Metazoa; Arthropoda; Insecta; Diptera; Drosophilidae
Gene: MFS16
Product: glucose-6-phosphate exchanger SLC37A2
Exons: 8
Coding region: 157-1797 (546 amino acids)
Biological process (GO): transmembrane transport
Cellular component (GO): membrane
Molecular function (GO): glucose 6-phosphate:phosphate antiporter activity
Source: RefSeq, a predicted model, not a curated record
UCCGCGGUCACACUGAUAGUUAAUAAACAAAGUAAAAUACACAGCUUCAACUUGUUUAAUGUUUAUUCAACGGUAGCUUUUUAGAACGAAGCCAUCACGUCGCCCUGUUCGCUGGACGUGUGCAGCUGCUUCUCCAUCAAACGCCUUUGCCAGUCGAUGCGACCACCACUGGGAGGCGGACGAACGCGUAAAAUGAGCAACAACUACAACGACAUACCCUUCGGCAUACGGAUAGUGCAGAAAUUGUCGCGACAAUGUUGCCCCCGCCUGCACGCACGCCGAGAUUUGCUUUACAAGGUAUCAAUUUUUGUGCUGACUUUCCUUGCCUAUGCCUGCUAUCACAUGUGCCGCAAGCCGAUUUCGGUGGUCAAAUCGGUGCUGCAGGGAAACUGUUCAUCUGCACAGGCUGCCCAGUUACACGAAGGCCAGGACUGUGGCUAUGCACCUUUUGAUGGACCCGAUGCCACCAAACUGUUCGGUAUGCUGGACUCCGCGUUUCUCUUCACGUACGCCAUUGCCAUGUUCGCGUCAGGUUUUGUGGCCGAGCGCGUUUCCCUGCGCUACUUCCUGUCAAUGGGCAUGAUCCUCACUGGCGUCUUUACGUACAUGUUUGGCAUUGCCCGCACCUCGAACAUACACAGUCUCUGGUACUUUAUCCUCAUCCAGAUCUGUGCUGGCAUAUUUCAGACCACGGGCUGGCCGGGCGUGGUCACGCUGGUGGGCCGCUGGUUUGGCAGAUCGAAGCGCGGCCUCAUCUUUGGCAUUUGGAACAGUCACACGUCCAUUGGCAACAUACUGGGCACCUUGAUAGCGGCGCACUAUGUGGAAAGCGAUUGGGCCAUGUCGUUUGUGGUGCCUGGCAUAAUCAUUGGCGCUAUUGGCUUCCUGCUCUUCCUGUUCCUGGUGGAUCAGCCGGAGAUUGUGGGCUGCUAUCCGGACAGCGUGCCGCACGAGCGUCGCGUUACCAACGACUCUGACGAGGAGCACGACGACGAGGAACAGGUGCGCCACAACGCUGCCUUGGUGGUCAGGUCUGCUGUGUAUGGCAUACCCGAAACCGAAAUCAGCUACAGAUCGGCGCCAACAGAGCGCACACCAAUCUUGGCCAGUUCUCACUCGCAGAGCCAUCAGAGGGAGCACGGAUCCGGUCGUCCCAUCAGUCUCAUCGAUGCUCUGUAUAUACCCGGAGUUGUAGAGUUCUCUUUGUGUUUGUUCUUCACGAAGCUGGUCAGCUACACAUUCAUGUACUGGCUGCCCUUGUACAUACAGUCUUCCAGCACAUUGGGUCCCACGCUGUCUGCGGAUCUGUCUACGCUCUUCGAUGUGGGCGGCAUUUUCGGGGCCAUUGCUGCGGGCUACAUAUCCGAUCUUACUGGAAUGUCCGCCACCAUCUGCACGGGCAUGCUCUUCAUAGCAUCACCAAUUUUGCUGAUGUAUCAACAGUACGGCGCAUUGUCGGUAUCGAUCAGCGUGCUGCUGCUCAUUGUGGUCGGCAUCUUUGUGAAUGGUCCGUAUGCAUUGAUAACGACAUCGGUGAGUGCGGAACUGGGCCAGCACAGCUCCUUGGAGGGCAAUGCCAACGCACUGGCCACUGUGACGGCCAUCAUCGAUGGCACUGGCUCGAUUGGUGCCGCUGUGGGGCCACUCCUGGCUGGCCUGAUCUCCACCACAGGCUGGCAGAAUGUCUUUCACAUGCUGAUCAUAGCCGACAUAAUUGCCAUGCUGUUACUGGGUCGACUGGUCGUCAAGGAAUUUGCCUCACUGCGGAGAUCCCCAACGCGCAUACGCAUCGAAUAACAUGAGGCGGACCCCGAGCCGGUUGUUGUUGUAGUCUGACCUUAUUUAUUACUAAACAUUUUGAUAGCCACCGUUUAUGUGUACAUAUUGCAUUGUUCAUUCGAGAGUGUGCGAGUAUCAGAGCUGAUCCGAUGCUAGUUUUAUCCUACCCAUUAUAGUACAUGUCGUCGUAUCGCUAAUGUUAUUUUAAAUUGUAUUCGUUCAACCAGCCGGAAUGUUAACCAUUAUCCUAAGCUAUCUUUCAAGUUUACAAUUUUGAUAUACCAUAUACCAUAUGAUAUAUGUACAUGUACAUAUAUGUAUGUAUACCAAAUACCCGAUAUAUAUUUUGUAAUCUUGUGUGUGCGUGCGUGUGUGUCCAGAGUCUCUUCGUUUUAAGUGCCGAACUAUCAUUAGUAAUAGCAUAAUUCUACUGCUAUGUAAAUACAGUUUAUCCGUACACUUUUUCGUACAUCAAUAAAACGGAAGGACUGUCCGCCCCCGCACGGCAGGCAGUCCAAUUUCUAAACUG